AUGCCCACACCAGACGAUACGCCCUCUCCCGCCGAGGUUCCUGUCCCUCAGUCAGACGCCAAGACCAUCGAAGCGGCCCAAAGUUCGCCGACAGCUGCGUAUUCUCAGUUGCCCGAAGAAGCAAGCUCUGAUCUUCCGGUCCCGGACCUGACGGUUGAUCUUCCUGCGGCCUCCAAUGAGUACAUCACGCCCGUUGCCCCUGUCUCGUCCCCAAUUCCAUCGCCCGAUGCGGGAGCUCAAUUCUUUGGUUCUCCGACCCGCGCCGCAGCACAACCUCAACCCCAACCCCUAGCGCCACAAUUAACAGGAGAGCCGUUUGAUGACCCAUUCGGCCCCGAGAACGACCACACUGGCCAGCCCAGCUUUAUGGAGGCCUUGAGUAAGAGCAUGCGGACGUCUCCUGCCAGAGAAGAACCCGAGGUCUCGUUCUCAAUGUCGGGAUCGCUUCAAGUCGCUCCAGGCGAUGAAGCCGAUGAGAUGAGCUGGAUGCAAGAGGCUCCUGCCCCACGCGAGCAGCCCUUCGCUCAGUCGCGCUCCUUCCAUUCUAGUACGAACACAGCUUCUAGGUCAAUGCACAGCCGGCGACAGAGUUUUGAGAUUAGUCUCGUUAGUCCGGAUCGUGCCGAGGAGACCGAAGUCGAGGAAGAGCAGCCUGGAGCAGAAGAUGAGGAGGAGGAUGAUGAUAUUUGGGCGGUAGAAGCAUCGCGCCCGGCUUCGAAUGGAGGCCGUCAACAGUCCUUUGCGAAGCGAUCAGCGCCGUCUAUCCCUCCCAGGCGCACAGCUCUUCCUAGCCCUUGGCAGAAACCCGCCGAGCCUGCCCCCAAGCAGACGCUGUUCACGCCAGCGGUGUCACGAAACCGCAAGUCAGACUUUGCAGACGGCGAAGUGGAGGACUUCUCGAUGCUUUCUCAACAACAGAGCCGUCAGAAGCAGAUUCCUCAAAAGGCGUUUGAGGUGGCCCAGAGGUCGUCCGCCAAGAAGGAUCUGGCUGCCUUCUUCUCUUCUCCCAAUCUCCUACCUGGAGCAGAGGGCGUCAAGGAGGUCUUGGACAAGAAGCGACUGAAUCUCCAAGGUGCUGCUCAACGCCCUGAGCGGGUUGAUGCCGGCCUCGAGACAAACUCCAUGUUCCCAUCUAUUCCGCAGAAGGCUUUUGCCCCUUCCGCCAGCGGGCGUUCGGAUUUGUUCUCGCCCGCCAAGCCUUCGGCGACCAAGUCUAUUGCUGACACGUACGACUAUUCGGAUCCCGUAUCGGCUAUAAAACCGUCCGUCCUUGGAAAGUCGGUCAUGGAUACCCGUCGCGAGCUGUUCGCGUCAACGAACCUCCGCAGUAGCACCAGACACCGGUCCGAGAUCCCAGACUCGCAGCCCAACAUGUCCGACGAGGUAUCGUUCCCCUCCGUACCGCAGAAGAAGAACUUUACGCCCAACGUGGGGGCCCAAAAGAACACCCAGAACAACCUCUUCAGCAAGGCCCCCUCGGCGGCCCCGGUGCCCUCGCUGACGCCGGUACGGAUGCAGCUCACGCGCGCCGACAUCCAAAAGUGGCAGGAGAGUAGUGCCUCCGCCAUUGCGGAAAGCUCGCCCACCGCCGCCGAGUCCAAGUCGGUGUCAGAGUCCGAGUCGGAGCAGCGCGCCCGCCUCCUCCGGCCGUUGCCCGACAGGAACAUGUCGCCGACAAAGUCGUGCCUGCGGUCCCCGCUGAAGCCCCGCACGCCGGGCCGCGUCGUCGAGUUCACGAGCAGCGUCCUCUCGCCCCUCGCGCAGGCCCAGGUCCGCGCGGAGCGGCGGUUGUCUGCUAGUUCUAGCGGUAGCGCCGCUGCUGCGCAGCAACAGCAGCAGCAGCGCAUCGCUGCCAUUAUGGAGGAGGAGGACAAGGAGAAUGGUGAUGCUGCUGGUGCUGAAGCCACCGUCGUUGAGGAAGACGAAGAGAUGAACGAAGACAUGGACGUCUCCAUGACCGACGCACCACAAAUGGUAAACGAUGUCCAGAAAUCAGCACUCAUCGAAGAGCAAGAACCCCAGCGUCUCUCGCAGACAAUGUGGUCGCGCGACCACUGGCUGCUCCUCGACGACAUCAUCCAGCUGCGCCGCGAGGGCCCCUUUGACUUUGAGUUCCCCGACGACUUCACCAGCAAGUCGGCCUGGUUACUCGGCCGGUCCGUCAACUCGCACGGCGCCAGCUUGAAGCUGGAGCAGUGGCACCUCGACGUCGUGGACGCCUUCCAGGCCGAGGUGGGCGUAUGGAGCGAGGAGGCGCUCGCCAAGAGGGUGUUUUCGCUCAUUGUUGGGGAGGAGCUUAGGAGGCAGGGGAAGGCUCCCAAGGCUCCUUCGGUUCGGUUUUCAUAG
Molecule: messenger RNA, 2346 nt
Organism: Colletotrichum scovillei
Lineage: Eukaryota; Fungi; Ascomycota; Sordariomycetes; Glomerellales; Glomerellaceae
Exons: 2
Coding region: 1-2346 (781 amino acids)
Source: RefSeq, a predicted model, not a curated record